CUGACUGUAUGCCGCGGGAACGAAACUCACUGGUCACACGUUUAGGCAGAAAUAAAAGAUUUACGUUUUGAAGAAAGACAAUAUAAACACCAUACAACCGCAGUGGAUCCGGAUGCCAUGUUCACCUCAAAGCUAUUGACCCUUGUCUUGGUGGUACAGCCAGGCAGGGUGUUACUAGGCAUGAAGAAGAGGGGGUUUGGAGUCGGGAAAUGGAAUGGAUUUGGAGGAAAAGUGCAACUAGGUGAAACCAUUGAGCAGGCAGCCCAUCGAGAAUUGUUGGAGGAAAGUGGUCUCACUGUGGACAUACUGGAUAAGAUUGGAAACAUCAAAUUUGAAUUCAUUGGAGAGACAGAAUUAUUAGAUGUCCACAUAUUCAGAGCAGACUCAUUCCACGGAGAACCAACAGAAUCAGAUGAAAUGAGGCCUCAGUGGUUUGACUGCGACAAAAUCCCAUUCAGUGAAAUGUGGGCAGAUGACAUUCUAUGGUUUCCCAUGAUGCUUCAGAAGAAGAAAUUCCUUGGCUAUUUCAAAUUCCAGGGCCAUGAUUUGAUUGUAGAACACAAGCUUGAAGAGGUAAAUGAGGUUUCAUGAGAUCAUGUUGUACAGUACUCCAUCCUUUCUGUUUUGGGUCAAAUUAAUGAAGCAUAGAACGGAAAUAAUAUGUCUACUCUCGUUUGUUUAUCAGUGAACUUCUGUUGCUGCUGUUUUGUGCGGUGUAAAUAUUUCUGAAUCAAGAUGUACAGUGUACUAUGAUCACACUGUUCUGUGAAAGGACAUUCAUUAACAUUAUUCUUUUCCGAGCCCUUUUGACCUGAGCACAAAGGCUCCAGAGUGUUACAGUUCAGGACUCUGUGCUGUGCUGUGUGUUGGUGUUUAAGGCAAUGCGUACCUUGUGCCUACAAGGCUGUGCUGUUAUGUAUGACUAAAACUGUUACUAAUGCGUACCUUGUGCCUACAAGGCUGUGCUAUUAUGUAUGACUAAAACUGUUACUGUGGCUCCAAAAUAAUGUUCAGAAGACACUACAGCACAGGACCAAUGAUUUCAAUGAUAUACUGUAAGGAAUAGACUUCUCCCUGUGCUCAUCGGACAUGUCCUAAUCUGUUUGAAAUAAUGCUCCAUAUUUCAUUUAAGUUUUCACGAUUGUUUCAGUAGCUGCUUUCAUGUUAGAACAGAUGUCUGUAGAUGGGAAAUAAUAUUUUUAAUCUUUGAAUAAAGUCGACUAAUUUCA
Molecule: messenger RNA, 1229 nt
Organism: Sardina pilchardus (European sardine)
Lineage: Eukaryota; Metazoa; Chordata; Actinopteri; Clupeiformes; Clupeidae
Gene: nudt1
Product: nudix (nucleoside diphosphate linked moiety X)-type motif 1
Exons: 4
Coding region: 118-591 (157 amino acids)
Biological process (GO): DNA protection
Molecular function (GO): 8-oxo-7,8-dihydroguanosine triphosphate pyrophosphatase activity
Source: RefSeq, a predicted model, not a curated record